Hevea brasiliensis (rubber tree) is the source of this 2068-nucleotide messenger RNA. RefSeq lists its product as uncharacterized. The coding region runs from base 254 to 1897 and encodes 547 amino acids. Lineage: Eukaryota; Viridiplantae; Streptophyta; Magnoliopsida; Malpighiales; Euphorbiaceae. The record is from RefSeq and is a predicted model, not a curated record. The transcript has 6 exons.
UGGGCCCAGGUGGUGACGUGGAGAGUUCGGAGUGGGGUCGGGGGAGAGAAGAGAAGCUAAUGCUUGGAUCUUUGAUUCACGGUGGCCACAGUUCUGGCACCUGUGAUGUGUCUGCUACAAAAAAACAGCUCUCAACAAAGGGAGGGGGGGAGAGAGAGAGAGAGAGAGAGACAGAGACAGAGACGUAUGCUUGUAGCUUCCUCUGCUGCUACUCCUUCAUUCUAGAGACCCCAACAGUUUAGAGAGAGAUCUAAUGGAGUACGAGAGGAUACACAAAGUGCAGACUGGUAUAAUAUCUCCAAGUAAGCUGAGGAUGAAGCUAAUGGGACCUCACCAUAAUAGAAAGAAGGAUGGAUCAAACAGUAAUUCUUCAAGAACAUCUCCUUCAAGGAUCGACGAUACCGAAUUUGUCAAGAAUAGCUUAUUAGCCUCCAAUGAUGAGGAAGAACUAUUGUCUCCAGUUGCAGCUUCCAGCUUAGAAGUUGCAUCUGUGACUGCACCAGGUGACACAGUGGUUGACCUCAGCCAAGUUCAUCAUACAUCUUGCCAGCCAAAGGAGACAUUGCCAAAGGAAAAUGGCAAUGCGGGUCAUGUUAGAAUGCAGCAAUUUUCAAAGGGUGAAAGUGGUAAUUCGAUUGCAGUUCAUCCAAUGAGAUCAUUUGAAGAUGAGAAUCUUGAUUAUGAUAGUAAUGCUAGUUCUUCUAGUUUUGAGUUUCAUAAAGAAAGAUCAGUACAUAAUCAAUUUACAAGAUCAUUUUCAAGGCCAAUGCCAUCUAAGUGGAAUGAUGCGGAGAAAUGGAUAAUGAAUAAGCAAAAUGUGCAGCCUAAUUCUAAGAAAAAUGCUUUAUACAAUCAAGCUAAUCGGGUGCUUGGAACUAAGACAGUGAGAGUUGCUCCAGAAUCAGCAAAUCAUGAUCUUAAGUUAUUGAUUAGCAGGUUAGCAGACACUAAACGCAUAGAUUUCUGUCAGUCUGCUUCACAAGUGGCAUUUGAGAAGUUCUCUUUUAUUCCCCCUGGAACUCCUUCUGUUUCUGGUCAAGCACAUGAGGGUAAUUUGCUGAUUGAUCAGUGUACUCAAACCAAAGACUUGCAGGAAGUGGAUCAAAGAGAAAUAUAUAAUACAAAUAGUUUAGCAGAAGAAACAACAGUUCUUCCUGUCAUAAGAUCAGUCUGCAUGAGAGACAUGGGAACAGAAAUGACCCCUGUUACAAGUCAAGAGCCUUCGAGGACUGCUACUCCUGUGGGGGCAACAACUCCUCUCCGCAGCCCAACUUCUUCGAUCCCAUCUACUCCCUGGAGAGGGGAACCAACACCUAUGGAACAUGGCACUGAUGAUGAUACACAAAACACCCCUGAAAAUGGCAAAAAAGAGUUAACUGAGCAAGAAAUUAAACUAAAGACAAGGAGGGAGAUUGUGGCCCUAGGUGUCCAGCUAGGCAAGAUGAAUAUCGCAGCAUGGGCAAGUAAAGAAGAUCGGGAAAAGAAUACAUCUGCAGUUGAGACUACUGAUGUUGAGGAGCUUGAGAGGAUUGAAUUUGAAAGACGUGCAGCUGCAUGGGAAGAAGCUGAAAAUUCUAAACACACAGCAAGAUAUAAACGUGAAGAAAUCAAAAUUCAAGCAUGGGAAAGUCAGCAGAAAGCAAAACUAGAAGCAGAGAUCCGGAAAAUAGAGAAAUCCAUAAAUUUUCAGGCCCAAGUAGACAAAAUGCGAGCCCAAGCUCAAGCAAAGAUGGUAAAGAAGAUCUCCAUGGCAAGGCAACGGUCAGAAGAAAAACACGCUGCAGCAGAAGCCAGGAAAAACAGGGAUGGAGAAAAAACUGCAGCCCAAGCAGAGUCUAUACGUCAGACAGGACGAAUGCCAUCAUCCCAUUACAUGUGCUGUGGUUGGUUGUCAUAAAACUGAAAACAUCAAAUAUUCAAGUGGAAAGAAUUUGCUCAUACUCAUUGAGCCAAAGUGGCAUCUCUUGUACUUCGUUUUUUCCUUUCAAAAUUCAUUCGAGUGUUGUCCACUUGUCCUGUAUGUUGCUCAGUCUUUGUAUCUAAUGGAGUGACCUUAGUUUGCAAGUUA